Xenia sp. Carnegie-2017 is the source of this 1419-nucleotide messenger RNA. RefSeq names its product serine/threonine-protein kinase/endoribonuclease IRE1-like. Gene Ontology annotation, molecular function: ATP binding; RNA endonuclease activity; protein serine/threonine kinase activity. The coding region runs from base 103 to 843 and encodes 246 amino acids. The record is from RefSeq and is a predicted model, not a curated record. Lineage: Eukaryota; Metazoa; Cnidaria; Anthozoa; Malacalcyonacea; Xeniidae. Gene Ontology annotation, biological process: intrinsic apoptotic signaling pathway in response to endoplasmic reticulum stress; IRE1-mediated unfolded protein response; mRNA processing. The transcript has 2 exons. Gene Ontology annotation, cellular component: IRE1-TRAF2-ASK1 complex.
UCCAAUGUUCUCCGAGACUCACAAGACAACUUUCUGAUAGCUGACUUUGGCAUUAGUCGAAUAUUGAAUGAUGAUUCUACGACAUAUGAAAGCAAGCCUAACAUGGGAACUGAGUAUUGGAUUGCUCCUGAAUCAUAUUGUGAAAUUAAAGAUACAGUCGAUAAAGGACGGUACAAGAAAGAGUCAGACGUAUAUAAUGCAGGAAUGGUAACUUAUUAUAUUGCAACAAAAGGAAAACACCCGUUUGGAACUAAACGGCAUAGAUUGGACAAUAUGUUGAAUGGAAACCUUGCUGGCUUAGACGAAAUCAAGGAUGUAGCAUUGAAAGACCUUUUGUUGUGGAUUUUAAACCGAGAACCCGAAGACAGACCAUCAGCCAACGAGGCGUUAACACAUCCAUUUCUUAUGUCGGAUGACGAAAAAUUCGACUUAUUAUGUAAAGUUGGAAAUCUUCAGCAGAUUAAGACAAAUGAUCCCCUGUGUAGUGUCGUUCAACAAUUGAAUAGUGAAUCCUCAGAUUGGAAAAGUAAAAUAGACAGUGAUGUUUAUGAUUAUUUUAGAACAGACGUGGUGACUGGAAAGAUUUUUACAUAUGGCUCUUCAUGGACAGAAUGUUUAAGACUUAUUCGAAAUAUUAACAAGCAUUGGAACGAUCGACCACGGCCAAAACCUCAACCAGAACCAUUUUAUAAGAUUGGCGAUCACAAGGCGUAUAUUCUCAAAAAAUUCCCCAAUCUCCCUGUUCGAGUGUAUGCUACUGUGAGGUCCAAUGAAGAAUUGAAAAACAAUCCAGAUCUCAAGAACUUUUUCAAUUUCAGUGAAAAGAAAUCACAUCAAAAAUAAACAGUUUUUAAAGAGUAAAAACAGUUUGUGAAAAGGCAAGUGAACAUGAAAGAUACCGUGUAAAAUAGAAUUUACUCAGAUUGGAAAAGACAAAUAAUUUUUUUACGUAUAUCAUUAUUUUGAUUGUUGGCUUUCAUUGACAGAUCGAUUGAUUGCGACCAGCACUAAAACCAUCCAUUUUAUAAAGUUGAUGAUCCUAAGGAGUUCUUUUUGAAAUGCCAGUUCGGGUACGUGUUGCUGUCUGGUGAAAUGACGAAUUGAAAAACAACCCAGAACUUAAGAACUUUUUCAGUUUUUAAUGGAAGCGAACCACAAUGAAACGUUUACUGACAGGAAAACAAAUAACAAAUCAACGAUACGGUAGUUAAAGGAUUUAUUUUGUAGAUGUAAAGUAGCGAAACACUUUUCACGACGUAUUUGGAUGAUGUAUAAUCACAUUUCUGCAUGUAGCUUACAUUAUUGAAUGAUAUAAUAUCUGAUUAUUUAAAUUUUAUUCUCAUUUGCUUUUGUUGAAGACGUAUGACAUUUGAAGUCAACUUUAUAAAAUACAUAAUAAAACUCUUAUACCAUAGUAAA